AUGGUGGCCGAGGGGCGAAAGGGGAAAGAUGUGGAGGUGCUGAAGCGGGUCGUCCCGAGGAGCCGCACCCUGUCCACCGAUAGCACGGCACGCGUCACCAACCAUAUACAGGAACUCAUCUUUGACCUCUACAAGGAGCCCAACGACAAGAUUUUGUUGCCCAGCUUUUUGAGGAAAUUGACAGAAUGCGGAAUCCGCAGGGACGAUCCUCGUCUUAUGGCCAUGUUGAUGAGGUUGAGAGAGGGAGACAAUCUAGACUGCGAUGGACUGCUCGACCCGGAAUCAUUGUAUUUGGACCGGGAAGCGUUUAAAAAAUCCGUCGGCGAUUCAAUUGGUGUGAUCGGAAAAGCCCUGAAAAAGCAGCUGGUCGUCCCGGAUUGGAAUAAAUUCACCGAUGAGAUUGGAAGUAUCUUCGAGAUGGUUCGACCCGAGGAUUCGGGACACCUAGCCACCUAUAUCCCACAACUCGCCCGCUGUGAUCCGAACCUUUGGGCCGUUUCCGUUUGCACAAUUGACGGGCAGAGGAAAAGUUGGGGCGACGCGAAAGUGCCGUUUUGCCUUCAGAGCGUCAGCAAACCGUUCACCUACGCGCUGGUGCAUGAGGAGAUUGGGCCCGAGCUUCUGCAUUCCUUCGUCGGGCAGGAGCCAUCUGGGCGUCUUUUCAACGAGAUUUGCCUAGAUCAUUCGAAAAAGCCCCACAACCCACUCAUCAACGCCGGAGCGAUCAUGUGUGCAGCGCUAAUGCAACAAGGAGCCCAGAUUGCCGACAGAUUCGAUUUUGCCCUUCGACAAUUCCGCGGAUUUGCCGGAAAUAUAGGGCAUGUCGGCUUCAACAACUCGGUCUUCCUAUCCGAGCGCGACACGGCUGAUCGGAACUAUGCGCUGUCGUACUAUAUGCGGGAGCACAAGUGCUUCCCGAAGGAGACGAAGCUGCAGGACACGAUGGACUUGUACUUCCAGCUUUGCUCUAUUGAAACCAACGCAGAAUCGUUGGCUGUGAUGGCAGCCACAUUGGCAAAUGGCGGCGUUAAUCCGUUGAACGGGGACCGGAUCAUUAACAACAAGGCUUGCCGCGAUACGCUCUCCUUGAUGUACUCCUGCGGAAUGUACGACUACUCGGGAAUGUUCGCUUUUAAGAACGGUCUCCCCGCAAAAUCCGGCGUCUCUGGCGAUAUGAUCAUCGUCGUGCCGAACGUCAUGGGCAUCUGCAUCUACUCGCCUAGACUCGACGCGCUCGGGAAUACCGUGCGGGGCGUGAAAUUCGCCGACGAGUUCAUCAGGCGGUUUAACUUCCACAACUACGACAGUUUGGUCUACUCCGACUGCCACAAAUUGGACCCGAGGAAGUCAACAGCAGAUGAACACUGCGAUGGCACGAGCCGGAUGAUGUACGCCGCCAAGAUGGGCGAUAUUCAAGCGUUGAAGCGAUGCCUCCUCAUCGGCAUUCACAUCACCGACCGGGACUACGACGACCGGACGGCGCUGCACAUUGCGGCCUCCGAGGGCAAUGAGGUGGCGCUCGAGUUCAUCCUCAGCAAGUGGAAGGAGGAUCCAUCACCCGUCGACCGCUUCGGCCGAACUCCUCUUGAAAACGCCGAACUCUUCGACCAGGUGAAAUGCGUCGAGAUCCUCACCCGCGCCAACAAUUCCUUUCUCAACCGCAUCAUUCAAUUUGAGCCACAACUUCCUACCGUAACCCCUUUGGAUGGACCCGAUUCUCCAGAUUUCCCAUGUUGUAGUUCGUCCUCCGCCCCAUUUGACCAGCCAUGUGCGCCUGGUGCCUGUUUUGAGACUACAAAGAGCCUGCAGAAUCUCCUGAACCAGUUGACGACGUUGACGUCCUUUGUUACCAGCUUG
This is a messenger RNA of Mesorhabditis spiculigera, 1857 nucleotides long. The record is from the annotation of a GenBank genome assembly. Lineage: Eukaryota; Metazoa; Nematoda; Chromadorea; Rhabditida; Rhabditidae.